Molecule: messenger RNA, 273 nt
Organism: Linum tenue
Lineage: Eukaryota; Viridiplantae; Streptophyta; Magnoliopsida; Malpighiales; Linaceae
Source: the annotation of a GenBank genome assembly
AUGGCAACAACCAACUCAAGUUCCUCCUCUAAGGCCGAACCGGCUGGAUCGGCGGCCUCCUGGCCGGGAAAAAUCUGUGAAUCUCAGGGCAUCGAUUACACCUACGACUCCGGCAGGCUCGAGAACCGCACCUUCCUCGAGAACGACAUCGCCACCAUCAAGCCGACCCACGUCUUCAACGCCGCCGGCGUCACCGACCGCCCCAACGUCGAGUGGUGCGAAUCCCACAAGGUCGAGACCAUCACGACCAAUGUGGUCGCCUCGGCACUCUGA